Messenger RNA from Rhizophagus irregularis DAOM 181602=DAOM 197198, 987 nucleotides. NCBI's taxonomy places the organism in Eukaryota, Fungi, Glomeromycota, Glomeromycetes, Glomerales, Glomeraceae. The record is from RefSeq and is a predicted model, not a curated record.
AUGAAAAAUAAUAAUAUGAAAACGACAGUAACAGCGCAAGCGAAUAACAAUGGACCACAAACAACACAAGGUGGUAGUACCGGUAUUGAGAGAGAAGGAGUAUAUAUGGGAAUAGAAAGAGAAGGAGAGGAUUUGCCUCUACCACCACCACCACCAAUAAAUACUACUUAUGUAGACCCAUAUGCUGAUAAAAUAAGAGGAAAUGAUUAUCCAUUAGACGCUGCUAGUUAUUUAACGGGAUUAACGUUAAUAGCAUCGGGUGUAUUAAGCUUAUUUCGAGGAAAUAAGAAUAAAUGGUUAUCAAUAUUUCUGGCCGCAUUUUAUGGAACAAGUAUUAUAUUAUUAUUAUUUAUUUUAAAAUAUCAGAAUGUAACGAAUCCAUCAUCAACAACAAGAUUUGUUUAUUUCGUUAUAUGUGCUGUGGCUGGUGCAGCGGCAGGAAUAUUUUUUAUAUGUCUGUGGCCAGCGGGCAGAGUAUUGGUGGGAGCAUUUGGCGGUUUCUCGUUCGCAAUGAUCUGUUUAUCAACCCGAACUGAUGGAUUAAUUUCAAAGCAAUUCAUUAGGUAUAUAUGGAUAGGAAUAUGGACAAUAUUUAUUGCAUCGUUAGCGAGUAUAAAGAAAUAUUAUCAAUAUGUCGCAAUUAUAUCAACAGUAAUGUCAGGAUGUUAUACACUAAUGUUGGGAACAGAUGUAUUUGUACGUGCGGGAAUUUUAGCGUCAUUUAAAACCUUUUGGGGCUUUAAUCAACCUGAAAAUUAUUUAUAUAUUGUUGAUACAAAUGGUGUUAUUAUUUUGAGUACUAUUGGAAUUGUUGGAGGUAUAUUUGGAAUCGGAGCUCAAUUAUUAGAAUUAUGGAUGACUCAAAAGGGUAGUAAUGACGAUGAAAAUAAUGAUGAUGAUAGAAUGUCUAUACCUUCUACGACAGAGGAGAAACCUACUGUUACUUUUACAAAAAAAUUGAAAAAUACAUUUAAAAAUUUUAUAUAA